GGGAACUUGGUUCCUAGAGCCUCUUCAUUUCCUUCUGGAAUCAUAACGUUAGCAGAUUAUGUUCAUCAAAGAGGAUUGAAGCUUGGGAUCUACUCCGAUGCAGGGACAGAAACAUGUAGUGAUACAAUGCCUGGAUCAUUGGGAUUUGAAGAGCAAGAUGCAAAAAUUUUUGCUUCAUGGGGAAUUGACUAUUUAAAGUAUGAUAAUUGUAACAACGAUAAUGAAGAUGUUAAAGACAGCAUGACUUCACAUGCGGAUCAAAAUGACCAGUGGGCAUCUUAUGCAUAUCCUGGGGGAUGGAAUGAUCCAGAUAUUUUGGAAGUUGGAAACGGCGGCAUGACUCAGGCAGAAUAUCGAUCUCAUUUUAGCAUUUGGGCAUUGGCCAAAGCUCCCUUGCUGAUUGGGUGUGAUAUUCGAUAUAUGGACAAUUCCACCUUCAAAAUACUUAGCAACAAAGAGGUCAUCGAUGUUAAUCAAGAUGGACUUGGUCAUCAAGGGAGAAAAAUUAAACAAGAUGGAGAUUUAGAGGUUUGGGCAGGACCAUUGAGUGGGAACAAAGUGGCAGUGGUGCUGUGGAACAGAGGAGCAACGGAGGCAACCAUCACUGCUUAUUGGUCAGAUUUGGGCCUCAACGCCACCACCCUCGUCACUGCUCGAGACCUAUGGGAUCACUCGAGGGUGAGACUACCAAGUAAAGGACAAAUCUCAGCAAGUGUUCCAACACAUGACUGCAAAAUGUAUGUCCUUAGUCCGAUGCCACCGUCGACCCAGAGGGAUCGAAGUGCUGCAAAACGUUCAAAUGUGUAAUGUUUAUAUAUAAAAAUUAAUUCUGUAACAAAAUUGGUGCAUUUCUAUACAAAAAAAUGUUGAAACUAUUAGUGCCUGCAACUUGUAUUAAAUCUAUUAAUUUCUGCAACUUGUAUUAAAUAUAUUACUCAUUAUCCCCUCCAAGAUUUAGUUGUGCUAUUUUUCAUAUAUUCAAUCAAGAAAUUUGUGAUGAAUUG
Molecule: messenger RNA, 1004 nt
Organism: Cuscuta campestris
Lineage: Eukaryota; Viridiplantae; Streptophyta; Magnoliopsida; Solanales; Convolvulaceae
Source: the annotation of a GenBank genome assembly